This is a messenger RNA of Ruditapes philippinarum (Manila clam), 4104 nucleotides long. Its product is annotated as serine-protein kinase ATM-like. The coding region runs from base 79 to 4062 and encodes 1327 amino acids. Gene Ontology annotation, molecular function: protein serine/threonine kinase activity. The record is from RefSeq and is a predicted model, not a curated record. Gene Ontology annotation, biological process: DNA damage response. The transcript has 24 exons. Lineage: Eukaryota; Metazoa; Mollusca; Bivalvia; Venerida; Veneridae.
UUAGGGAGGGUAGGUAAACCAAACACACACAAAUUUAAAUUGACUCAACUAUGUCUACUAAUUUCAGGCUAUAAAACGAUGGACAGGCAGAUUUCAGAUGUUUAUAACAUAUGUCGUGAUUUGAAUUCUGAACGAGGUCCAGAACGUAGGAAAGCUGCUGUGAAGCUGAAAAAUGUACUAUCCCAUUCAGCGACUAAAAAGGCACUGGACAAAAGCCAUGAGAAGAAGCUGUCGUCUAAGAGUUCAAGCAAGAUUUUCUCAUGGGAAAGUGUGUUUAGGUCUGUGAGUAUUUAUGUUACCAUGGAAACAGAAGAGCUUCAGAAUGCCAACCAGGAAGUCUCGCGUACAACACUCAGCAACAGAGAGUCCAGAAAACAAGAAAUAAGUGCACUUGUGAAACAUGUGAUUAGGCUUGCUGACAAAGGAAGCCCAAAGUUAAAGGGUAGUCUGUUAUUUGAUCAUAUACGAAAGAUUUUACAUGAGGAAUAUACACUUGACUCAUACGGGCAAGAUUACUGUAGUAUACUACUGAAGAAUGUCUUGUCAGUCAGGAAAUAUAUGGUGGAAUUAAACACGAAAGAAUGGCAUGAGCUUCUGUUUAUGUUUUUCAAGCUUUUUAAUGAAGCAGAUGUGAAGAUAGACAAGCUUGUAUUGUCACAGAUUAUUCAUUCUCUAAUCAAUGGAGUAACUUCACAAUGUGAUGUCAGACCAAAGAAAAUUCUAGCUUUCUUCACAGAAUUCUUUUCCAGAGCUAAAUAUCAGAAAUCUUCAUUGUUGUUACAACAUAUGCUGUCAGCUUUAAAUGUGUUCAUAGAGAGCAUAGGGCCAACAUCACGAGUUCAAGUGUGUAAGCUGGGAGAAGAGAUUGUACCAAAAUUGCCAUACCUAUGGCAUAAUGUCGCAUCAGAGGAGUUAAAGGAUGAGUUGUUGAAGUUUUUGCAGACACAGAUGUGGUGUCAUCACCCUAACGGCCUGAAGAAUGGCUCGCCUGGAGCUUACGCUGUUGACUGGGACAAAUGGAUGAGUAAUCUCAAGAAGUUGUAUGAAUUGAUGUAUUCAGAGAUUCAGCAAAUGGGACCUUCAAGAAAUAGGGGGAAAAUACAGGAGUUGAAGUUAGCAUUUGUAGAUUUAGCAGUAGAUGUUUGUCAACAGAUUUUUUCUGAAAGUUCACACAUGAUUGAAGUCACCCAGAUCUCCUGUACUGGCAGUGACGGGCAAACAGGACCGAGUGCUAAGAAACGAAGAUUGGAAUCUGGCUGGGAUUCCAUUAGGAACUUUAUCAUUUCUGCAGGACAGACCCCUAAAAUGGUUCCUUGGUUACAGCUUGUUACAGGCCUUGUAUCAAAGUAUACUGAUAGUAUUCCAAGAGAUGAGGUUAUACCAUAUUUGUUAUGCCUGUCACAUGCACUCUCAGACUGUAAAAGGACAGAUCUGAUGGUAUACAUAAUGAGGUGUAUUAAGUCAUUUGUCGUCAGCUGGGAUACAAUUGUUGCCAUGGAAACAGAUACGCUGAUAGAGCAAGCAAAAUCUACAUGGAAUCAAAUAUGGAUGGUUACUUUGAGGUUUGUGAGUCUACAUAAUGCUGAACCAGAGGGAUAUGUUUUGCUUUCUGCCAUGAUUGAGGCACGCCUGGUUACACCGAGGAAGGAUAUCUGGUCCAUCUUUAUGCCAUCAUUAACACGUCCCAUCACUGAAUCUGUAAUAUUUCUAUGCCAGUGUUUAGAAUACUGUGAUUUUCCUGAAAAUUAUGUGCCAAAUUUAGCAGUCACCAUUGCGUCUGCUUCAGCGGACGUUAAAUUUCCUCUUAGAAAACAGCUUCUUCAAUGGUUGCUGCCUUCAAGAGAUGAUGAAACUGAAGGGUCAAGGUCACAUUGUAAGCUGAAUCCUAAUUGGACAGCUCAUGCAUUAAUGACAUUGACCUUGAGAAAUCUCACUGUUAGGUUGACUGGGUGCAAAAAUGAACAAAUUUUAAUGAGUCCAUUGGAGAGAUGUUACCUAGAGACUGCCAUUGAGAUGCCGCUAGAGGUGGAAGAAGUAUUGUUUAAAAAAGGAAAGAAAAUAGAAAACAUUGACUCAGUUCAUAUACCAACAGUGCUGUUGAUGGUUGAAAAUUUGGUAAAAUCAGAAGUGCAGUUCUAUACUUCACGAGCUGAAGAACAGGUAUCAGACAUAGAAGAAAGUGUGAAAUUUUUAAGGCUGGUUUGCAGGCUCUUGUCACUGUUGCUAGGCAACCAGAUUCUUACACCACAAACUAUAGUUACAUGUAGUCUGUAUGAAAGUUUAGUCCGAGUUUUGAAAAAAGUUUCAAACUCACUUCAAGAAAUUAUCAAGAAAGAUGGAUACUCAAAUUUGUUUUUGAUUGUGAAGGAGUUACGGAACUUGUUUUGUUGGGACGAAGAAAGUUUGUUGGAGAGUAUCGGAGGUAUGGAGGAGUGUCGUAGGAUAAUGUCUGCAGUAUGUAGGUCUGCUACACCAUCAGCACUAGUUACUGUCCUCUUAGACAUUGCAAAUGAAAAGCACUGUACCAACAGACAGGCUAGUAGCACUAGUGCAGACUCUAGUUUAAACCAGUCUAGAUUUAAUAGAGGAGCCAGCAAGCUUCUAGAUGACUUUGAUGAUGAUUUUGAUUUAGAUUUUGAGGACCAGUCUAACAACAAUAAUGCAAUGGAAGUAGAUGAUCUGGACUUUAAUGAUGGACCAGACAGUCAGGAUUCUGAUGAUGUUACUACAACAAAUGAAGUAUGUCAGAGUUUAUGUUCUCCGAGCUUGUUAACAGACAAUCAGCUGUUACGACUUGAGGCGAUAAAGACGUUAUGCGAGUGGGGCAGAUGUGAUGUAAAAAUUCCAGUUAAACUGAAGAGUGAAAUAGAUGUGAAAUACGUAAAGUCAAAGAUUGUCACUUUGUUAGAAGAGGAUGUGUUCGACCCAUGCAGGGCUGUUGAUGUACAAAUGUUGCAGCAGAUUGUGAUGUUACAAGCUGAUACAGAGGAAACUAUCCCUGAAAACAGUCUUCGCACCAUGAUUUCAGCAAUAAGGAAGCUACAAGAAGAGAGUUACACAUCUGAUGUGAGGAGCUGUAUUGCUAAAGCCAUGGAAACUCUUGCACAGUAUGACCCAGAUUGUAAGUGGUCACGUUUUCCAUCAGACCAGGACGAAGAUAGCCCCUCAUCUCAGGAUGAGACUGGUUCCAGUCCUGCUAAUAGACUGGUUGACUGUGCAGGGGAUAUGUGCCAUAAUGUCAGAAUGCAGACUGUGUCUGCUAUAUACAAAUUGUUUGUUGACAUGAACACAGUAGGCAAGCAACCAUUAGACAGGAAUAAGCAGCAUCAAGUAUUUUCUCAGCUCUUCAUAGUGUUAAAUGAUUCUCUAGAACUUCAGGGAAAAUUAUCGCCAGAACGUCUAGAAGAUGAGAGACAAACCAGGAUAGCAGAUAUGCUGAUUGCUCUAGGUACAGUUAUAUGUUCAAGUCCCGUCUGUGAGAAGCUGGUUGUAUUCUCACUGAUGCAGUUUAUCAAGGAGAAAGAUGUUCCUGUAGACAUGGUUAUUAAAAUUCUUCAGAAGGUUUCUAGGAUUUUAGGAUACAAGACACAUGCUAAGUAUACUGAAAGUUACUUCUCUUUCUGUCUACACAAAUGGCUACAGUCAGGGUGGCAUGUGUCAGAGUUUCCGUACAAAUUGUUGGGCAGUGAAAAUAUUGGACAGUUUUACAGGAAGUAUUUAAACAGCAUUAUAGCAGAGUUAGUUUUCAUUCAAGACAUGGACAGUGUAGAAAUCAUAGGCUCAAAUCUUGGUAUUUCACCAAAAGACUUGUUAAAGAACAGCAUACCUUAUACAGUGGUUCAUAUCCUACCAGUGUUUGCUGCUAGUAAACAACUGGGGCAGACGGAUGAUUCCGGAAUAAAGAAGAAAAUUGGUCGUGCUACAGCUUGCUAUAAUCUACUCACCAAAGAAUUGUCAGAAGAGGUUGUAGAUAGGCAGAUUGUUAACAGUUUGGAUGAGAUUGUAGCCAAUCUUCUUAUGUGUUUGUAUGAUACAGAAGCUGAUACUGGCAAUAUCAGGUAAGUUUUCCUCAUAAGCUCUUAAUCUCAAAGUGUACUGCAUAUG